Sceloporus undulatus (fence lizard) is the source of this 602-nucleotide messenger RNA. RefSeq names its product rotatin-like. Gene Ontology annotation, biological process: ciliary basal body organization; centriole-centriole cohesion; centriole replication. Gene Ontology annotation, cellular component: centrosome; ciliary basal body; centriole. The transcript has 3 exons. Lineage: Eukaryota; Metazoa; Chordata; Lepidosauria; Squamata; Phrynosomatidae. The coding region runs from base 134 to 580 and encodes 148 amino acids. The record is from RefSeq and is a predicted model, not a curated record.
AGACACAUUCAAGCUGUCCUCAGAGGAUCUUAUUACACUGAAGAUAACACACACAACCAGCGGACUGCAAGAUUGUCUUAAUUCCAUCAUUCAAGCAGUGUCCCACAGGGAAGUUAGGGAUGCUGUCACAACAAUGAAUUUUUAUAUUCUGAAUGACAGACUGGCAUUAAUGUGCAGUAGUGGCUCUUGUGGGGCCACUUUGAAGUGCUUGGCUUGGCAAACAGCAUUAAGCAGGUUUCUUCAGGUACUUCCAGCUUCUUCAGAGGAUGAAAAACUCCUAGUUGAUGUUAUAAAUUUUCUAAACAAGAUGCUUAAAGAACAGAAAAGUACAUCAGAAGUAACACACCUAAAAUGGAUCCUGGAUAUAGUCCUGAAGCACAAUCAAAAGUCUUUACUGGAUCUUGUGGUGCAGCCAGAAUCUCAGGUACAAGAUGAAACAGAUGACCUAAAGAUUCCUGUCAGACAACAAUUGCAGAAAGAAUUAAUUGCUUUCUUUAAUACACUUCUGGUCAGCUUCAUGACUGUUACUGAAAGGUAUAGUGUAAAAAGAUUUGUCCAUAUAAAACAGCAAUCUGUAUAAUCCAGAUUUGAUUCUUAAAGUG